Molecule: messenger RNA, 2347 nt
Organism: Acipenser ruthenus (sterlet)
Lineage: Eukaryota; Metazoa; Chordata; Actinopteri; Acipenseriformes; Acipenseridae
Product: interferon regulatory factor 4-like
Exons: 9
Coding region: 85-1428 (447 amino acids)
Biological process (GO): regulation of transcription by RNA polymerase II; immune system process
Cellular component (GO): nucleus
Molecular function (GO): DNA-binding transcription factor activity, RNA polymerase II-specific; RNA polymerase II cis-regulatory region sequence-specific DNA binding; protein binding
Source: RefSeq, a predicted model, not a curated record
AGUAUAAAGUUCCCCUUUCUUAGUUUUGUGUCGAUUAAGAAAUCUGAUCGAUUUCAGAAUUCACAAAGGGCAUACCUAAGAGAGAUGAACUUAGACAGUGACUGCAGCAUGUCAGUCAGUUGUGGCAAUGGGAAACUUAGGCAAUGGCUGAUUGAGCAGAUUGACAGCGGGAAGUACCCAGGAUUGGUUUGGGAGAGUGAUGACAAAACCAUUUUCAGGAUUCCAUGGAAGCAUGCUGGCAAACAAGACUACAACAGGGACGAAGACGCAGCCCUCUUUAAGGGAUGGGCGCUUUUCAAAGGGAAAUACAGGGAGGGGAUUGAUAAACAAGACCCCCCUACGUGGAAAACAAGGUUACGAUGUGCCUUGAACAAGAGCAAUGACUUUGAGGAAAUGGUGGAAAGAAGUCAGUUGGACAUUUCAGAUCCGUAUAAAGUUUAUAGAAUAAUACCAGAAAGUUCAAAGAAAGGAGCCAAACAAAUUAGCAUGGAGGAGCAGUCGGUACAUAUGAACUCGCUUGGCUACACUAUGCACCCUUCAUAUCCUCCCCUGCAAACUCAGGUAUCUAACUACGUGGUGCCUCAUGAACGUAACUGGAGGGAGUAUGAUCAGCCUCACUCUGAAAUGCCUUACAGCCCAUGCCCAUAUCCUGCACGAAGCCAUCCCUGGCAAGGGGCUGCCUGCGAAAAUGCAGGUUACCAACUAACAGGAUCAUUUUUUUGUUCACCUACUGACACACAACCUCAGGGUCUUUCAUUAGAAUCUACCAUGAGGUCUGCAGAAGCUUUUGCUCUCACCGAUUGCCGCCUAAACAUUUGCUUGUACUACCGAGAAUCCCUGGUAAGAGAGGUGACAACGACAAGUCUGGAAGGCUGUAGGAUAUCUUCAAAUCCAAGCAUAGAUGACAAAAUCUAUAGCUACAGCACCAUGGACCAGGUCAUUUUCCCCUACCCGUUUCCAACUUCCCACAGGAAAGGCAUGGAGAAGCUACCAAAUCAUCUGGAGAGGGGGGUGCUGCUGUGGAUGACCCCCGAUGGUCUUUAUGCCAAAAGACUGUGCCAGAGCCGGAUCUAUUGGGAAGGACCUCUUUCAACGUACAGCGACAGGCCUAACAAACUUGAAAAGGAACAGACCUGCAAGCUUUUCGACACACAGCAGUUUCUGACAGAACUCCAAGGCUAUGUCCAUCAUGGACGCUCAAUGCCACGGUUCCAGAUCGUCUUGUGUUUCGGUGAUGAGUUUCCUGAUCCACAGAGGCAGAGGAAGCUGAUCACAGCUCAUGUGGAACCCAUGUUUGCAAAACAACUGUAUUACAUUGCUCAACAACAUAGCACUGGUCCUGUCAUUAGAGGAUACGACUUACCCGAACACGUACCUGCUCCUGAGGACUACCAAAGGGCUAUUGUUCACCCCUCCAUCCAAGAAUGAAGAUACAUUUUAGAUUAUUUAAUAUUCGUUUGGAUUACUGAGUCAUCCAUGGAAGGUAAUGUCACUUAGUAUGCAGUAGCUGAGAGGACAGAGAACUCAGUAAGAAGAGCUGUGACAACUUAAUUUACCUUCACAAAAAACAUGGAAAGAGGAACUACCUACAUGUUAGAGGAAAACUGAAAACUGACAAACAAUUGACUUGCAGGCAUUUUUUUUCCUAUCAAAUGACUGACUGGAUAAUUUUGCAUAAACUGCAAUAUUUAUUUGUAUCCCACCUUCUCAAGCUAGAACAGAACAUUUUUUUUCUUCAAACGGAAAAAAGCCAUUAUUGGGUACAAUACCUUAAACACUUUUUUUAUUUUAAUUUUGAUUCAAUGUCUUUUAUUUAAAGACUCAUAUAGUAUUUGUUUCCUCAGGAAUGAGAAAAGCUACCUACUGAAUAAUCUAUUAAGGCAUGAGUUAAAUCAAAUUUACCCUGUCACAGUAGCCAUAGCGAUGCAAUAGGGUCAUUUAAUAUCAUGUCUGUAGUGUCAUAGUAGCUGUAUUUUGGAUCUAAUCCAGGUCUAACUCCUUGUUGGUUUAUAUUAUAUAUGCAAUUCAGCAAAUUGCAUUUUUUUAAUUAAUUAAUACUAUACUAUAAAGAUGGUUGACAUGUUUAAUGGGCUUUAAACUGAUAUAUUAGUAGUUACAUAAUAUGAGAUGCCCCAACAGACAUUUCCUGAACCAUGUACUUUAUAAGAUACUAAUGUACAAUAUUAAUAGCACAAAUCAUGCAAUAGAUUGUAAGCAGCUAAAUGAAAUCUAUGGUUUGGUGAUGUCACCAACAGAUAUGUAUGAGCUCUGCAAGCUGCAAUGCUAUUUUUUUUUUAAGAUCGCCAGUCUGAAUGUAAUUACCAAAAAAAUAAUAAUAAAAAAUAAU